GUUCAAGACGGCGCUGACCCAUGGAGCGCCUGCCACUCAUACGUCAACGAGAAGCGGCAGGAAUGGGAGUUGGAGUGUCAGCAAUGCAACGAGCAGUGCCACAACAUCGACUGGUCCGAUCCAGAGCAUGAGCCAUGCAAUUGCCAUGAAGUCGAUGGUCCAUGUGACUACUGGCGUCGUGAAGAAGGUGCCCAACGUGAGUGCAUGGACGACUACUGUGGCAGGUACUGCUCGGGCGGCGAAUGUGCUUCGCUGUAUCGGUGGCAGUGCAUCUACGCUGGCUUCAGCUUCGUGUCGAGCCGCAAGGAAGAGUGUCUUUCCGAAUGUUCCGCCGCGGGUGGACCCAACCCGAUUCCGCCCAAGAACUGCCGCGCGGUGUUGAACCCUUCCACUGCCACGGAGGUGCU
Cladocopium goreaui is the source of this 407-nucleotide messenger RNA. The record is from the annotation of a GenBank genome assembly. Lineage: Eukaryota; Dinophyceae; Suessiales; Symbiodiniaceae.